Oncorhynchus nerka (sockeye salmon) is the source of this 3239-nucleotide messenger RNA. Its product is annotated as probable G-protein coupled receptor 34. Gene Ontology annotation, cellular component: membrane. NCBI's taxonomy places the organism in Eukaryota, Metazoa, Chordata, Actinopteri, Salmoniformes, Salmonidae. Gene Ontology annotation, biological process: G protein-coupled receptor signaling pathway. The record is from RefSeq and is a predicted model, not a curated record. The transcript is spliced from 2 exons. Gene Ontology annotation, molecular function: G protein-coupled purinergic nucleotide receptor activity. Bases 364 to 1359 code for a protein of 331 amino acids.
GGGGAGGUGUGAGAGAAGAACAUCGAGGCACAGAGAGAGGACCAGAGAGAGGAAGAGAGAGGAGGAAAGAGAGCGAGAGAGUGAAGGAAGGGAGGAGAGCUCAGAGUAACAGACUCAUACUUUUGAGCAAAAGAGACAAAGAAAGAAAAAAGUGUGUAGGAGAGUAACCAGAGAAGUCUCAACACGAUCCCACUGAACCUGACAACCAAGGGACAGUAGGACCAGGGGCUGUUAAAGGAUAUGUAACGACACACACAUUCUGGACAGUGGACAGUCAAACUACAGCUGCAGAGUCUCUGACAUGGGGGGAAUCUGGAUGCACUGAAGAUCUGCUGGACCUAAAGACACCCCAGCUUCAACACAAUGACCACUUUUCCCUCCUCCCCCCUUUCCACCUCCUCUCCCAACACCUCUUUACCCCUGUCCUCCUCUUCCUUCCCCUUCUCCAAUGCCACCUAUCCCCCCUUUACCUCCUCCUCUCCAAACCAGACCCUAUGUAAUCUAGAUGACAGUGCCCUGCGCCUCCCCCUGGUCUUCUUCUACUCCCUCUUCUUCCUCCUGGGUCUGGUAGGUAAUCUCCUGGCCCUGUGGGUCUUCGUAUUCCUCCACUCCAGGAGGAACUCUGUCCGGGUGUUCCUCAUCAACGUGGCCAUAGCUGACCUGGUGCUCCUGGCCUGCCUUCCCUUCAGAGUCCUCUACCAUGCUAACGGUAACCGCUGGGUCCUCGGCCCCCUGGUCUGUAAAGUGGUGGGCAACCUCUUCUACAUGAACAUGUACAUCAGUAUCACUCUGCUGGGGUUCAUUAGUCUGGAUAGGUAUGUGAAGCUGAAGGGGCGGGGCGGAGCCAGGAGGCUGAGAGGUGGGGGAUGGAGCUGGGUGGCGUGCAGGGCGCUCUGGGGGCUGUCCCUGGCGGCGGCCGUGCCCAUGAUCGCCAUGUCGGAGGGAAACGAGGAACCUGGGAAGUGUUUCCAGUAUAAGCAGCGGCGUGGGGCGAAGGGGAAGGCUUACUUCAACAUGGCUCUGGUGCUGCUGUUCUGGGGGGUGUUCUGCCUGCUGGUGGUCUCCUAUGGGAAGAUAGCCAUGCGCCUCCUCAAGGUGUCCAGGGAUAAACCUGACCUCCCCAAUGCCCACCGCUACGGUAGCGCCGCCAGGAAGUCCUUCUUCGUGCUCUUCCUGUUCACCGUCUGCUUCGGGCCCUACCACGCCUUCCGCCCAUUCUACGUCCUCUCCCAGCUCAACCAAUCCCCAUCCUUGUCAUCCUGGGCAGACGAAGAGAGAGCAGUAGGAGUAGCAGUGUUGUCUGUGGUGAUCCAUGUUUCCGUCAGUGCCAAGAAGUCGAGGGACUGGAGGGAGGCAUAGGCUGAGAUGAACUCUGCCUUGUUGGCCGCAGAUCGGCAGUUCCAGAGGCUACCGGAGACCUGGAACUCCACUUGGAUCGUGCGCGCUGGGACCACCAGAUUAGGGUGGCCGCGGCCACGCGGUGUGGAGCGUUUGUAUGGUCUGUGCAGAGAGGAGAGAACAGGGAUAGACAGACACAUAGUUGACAGGCUACACAAGAGGCUACGCUAAUGCAAAGGAGAUUGGAAUGACAAGUGGACUACACGUCUCGAGUGUUCAGAAAGUUAAGCUUACGUAGCAAGAAUCUUAUUGACUAAAUUGAUUAAAAUGAUACAGUACUGCUGAAGUAGGCUAGCUGGCAGAGGCUGCGUUGUUGACUAUGUAGGCUAGCUGGCAUUGGCUGCGUUGUUGACACUACACUAAUCAAGUCGUUCCGUUGAGUGUAAUAGUUUCUACUGUGCUGCUAUUCGGGGCUAGCUGGCUAGCUAGCAGUGUUGAUUACGUUACGUUGCGUUAAAAGAACGACAAUAGCUGGCUAGCUAACCUAGGAAAUCGCUCUAGACUACACAAUUAUCUUUGAUACAAAGACGGCUAUGUAGCUAGCUAUGUAGCUAGCUACGAUCAAACAAAUCAAGCCGUUGUACUGUAAUGAAAUGAAAUGAAAAAUGUGAUACUACCUGUGGAGCGAAGCGAAAUGCGACCGGAUUGUUGAGUGCAGAAGUUCUGUUCGGUAGAUGUUGGCUAGCUGUUGGCUAGCUAGCAGAGUCUCCUACGUUAAGGACGACAAAUAGCUGGCUAGCUAACCUCGGUAAAUUAAGAUAAUCACUCUAAAACUACACACUCUAAACUACACAAUUAUCUUGGAUACGAAGACAGCAAAGACAACUAUGUAGCUAGCUAACACUACACUAAUCAAGUCGUUCAGUUGAGUGUAAUAGUUGUGCUGCUAAUCGGUAGACGGUGGACUAGCUAACGGUGGACGUUAGCUAGCUGGCUAGCUGCAGGGCAGUGUAGACUGCGUUAGGAGGACGAAAUACGAUAAUUACGCAAUUAUCUAUGAUACAAAGACGGCUAUGUAGCUAGCUAAGAAGAAAUUGCUAAGAUUAGACAAAUCAAACCGUUGUACUAUAAUGAAAUGUAAUGAAAUGUAAUACUACCUGCGGACCGAGUGCAGAUGCGACCGCUCGCUCCAACCCGGAAGCCAUGUGUAAUGGUCACAUACACAUGGUUAACAUAUGUUAAUGGUCACAUACACAUGGUUAGCAGAUGUUAAUGGUCACAUACACAUGGUUAACAGAUGUUAAUGGUCACAUACACAUGGUUAACAGAUGUUAAUGGCCACAUACACAUGGUUAACAGAUGUUAAUGGCCACAUACACAUGGUUAACAGAUGUUAAUGGUCACAUACACAUGGUUAACAGAUGUUAAUGCGAGUGUAGCGAAUUGCUUGUGCUUCUAGUUCCGACUGCAGCAAUAUCUAACAUCUACAUGUGAGAAGAGUAAUGUAGGGUAUGUAAGCAUUAUAUAAAGUGGAACACAGGAGUGAUGGUUGCUGAUAAUGGGACUCUUUAUGCCGUUUCCAGCUACAAUAGUCAUUUACAACAUUAACAAUGUCUACACUGUAUUUCUGAUAAAUUUUAUGUUAUUUUAAUGGACAAAAAAAAAAGAUUUUCUUUCAAAAACAAGGACAUUUCAAAGGGACCCCAAACUUUUGAAUGGUAUGUAAAUGCCUGUGUCUGUCAGUUAACUAAAACUUUUGAAUGGUAUGUAAAUGCCUGUGUCUGUCGGUUAACUAAUAUUGUCAAUAGUAUGUGACACAAUCAUAUCUGAUAUAACACUGUACAAAGAAAAUAAAUAUAUACGAUUUAAGCUCACAUGUAUAUGGUGGGCAACCUCCUCUA